AUGAUAAAUUCAAGUAUCUGGCGAUUUCGCGCGAUCGCGCUUAAAGCAUGCGAAAAAAACAGCAAAACUCCGCGAAUACUCCGUGAAAAUCCAUGCAAUACUCCGUGGACGCUCCAUGAGAACACCACUUUGUCAAUACUCAUUGAGAAUACGGACAAUACUCUUCUAACGCACGAAAGUUCCAAAAGAUUGAGAUUGUCAAUCAAUGAUUCAAGUAAUGAAGAUCAUGACUCCGACUCACUUGAUGCUCGUGAAUCUUCUAAAGCAAGAUCACGUUCAAGAUCUCGUUCACGUUCACUUUCUGCAUCUCGUACUCCUCAUAUGAAUACAUCAACCAACUCAAAUAUAGGUGCUAUGGUUGCAGACACUGAUUCGAUAGUAGGGAUGAAACAAGAAAAUAGUGUUCAUGAUUCUGACGAUGGAAGUACUGGACAUACUAGCCUAAGUCCAUCGCAUACUCCAUCUUUAACUUCUGUUUUUACUCCCCAAAGAAAUGACACACCAGCACCAGAAAACUUAAGUCUCCGGAAAACAGCUAGUCCAAUUCAAAUACCUUCUCAAACUGUUUCUCAAGCUGUUAAUCUUGUACAGACUCGAUAUAGCCCGCCACCUUCAUCGUUAACGGCUGCAGCUGCCCAUUUUACACCUUAUUUAUCUCUUUAUGGACCAACUGCAAGUUCACUUUAUUGUUCACCAACACUUUAUCAGCACCAACAUCAUCAUCAUUUAGCUGAACCACGAGAUAUGCAAAUGCAGAUGCAAAUGCAGAUGCAGAACGUUCAACAAUCUUGCAGUAUACAAGUUCAACAACAACAGCAGCAACAACAACAACAACAACAACAACAACAACAACAACAACAACAACAACAACAACAACAACAACAACAACAACAACAACAACAACAACAACAACAACAACAACAACAACAACAACAACAACAACAUCAACAACAACAACAACAACAGCAGCAAAGGUCACCAAUAGAUGUUUUACUUCGAGUAUUUCCUGGAAGACGCCGAGCUGAUGUUGAAGCUCUUCUUCAUCGUUGCAAAGGUGACGUAGUAUCAGCAAUGGAAGUUUUAGUUUGUGAAGAUAGUAUCCAACCAAAAUCUGCGUUUUCGCCUCUUGCUGGUGCCUUAGCAUCUGCAGCUGCAGUGUCUGCUGCUUCAGCUGCAUCGGCUGGCAAUUAUACCUCACGAACUGCUUAUUGUGGUCCAAGUCCUCCAACGCGACAUCGAUUCCUUGCAGCUCCUUAUGCAGGUACAGGUUAUCUGCCAACUGUUAUUAGACCACCAAAUCAAACAAAUCAUUCAAAUGGCACAAGUGAAGUCUACCGAGAAACCAGUCCCGACGAUGCCAGUGAUAAAACCAGUUACUCCGAAUGA
Molecule: messenger RNA, 1386 nt
Organism: Cotesia congregata
Lineage: Eukaryota; Metazoa; Arthropoda; Insecta; Hymenoptera; Braconidae
Source: the annotation of a GenBank genome assembly